ACGGCUAGCUUUAUUUCUGCGUUGAAACUACCACUAGUCUCUGAGCGUCGACUUGAAAUUCACCAUCUCCGUCUUCGGGUUGAUUUUCCUCAGCUGAAUGAGCCUUUAUAUCACCGUAAACUCGUCCUAUCACCACUUUGUUCUUGUGGAGAAAAGGAAAGCACCACUCACUAUUUUUUACUCUGCUUACAUUACGACCAGCAGAGGAACGAGCUUUUCGAAAAACUCAAAGUGCUGUUGAAUUGUGAUAUAAUUCACCUUGAUCAGCUGCUUUUAAGAGAUGUUACAAUUAGACAGCUACCAGUUGAGCAAUUAAUUGCAGUCUUUUUAGUAAUACUGCGCUUUAUCAAACGUACGGGGCGGUUUAUGCCUUAAGGCCCUAUUAUUGCUAUCUUCUCUUAUCUCACUGGCACACAUGGAUCAAUGUAUUUACUCCUAAGCUACAUCUCUCCCUUUCGUCAUCUAUGAUACACACAUACGAUAUUUCUUUAAUGAAGACUCAUUCUGUUUUCUCAAUAGAUUUUUUUUUGAUUAAUCUGCCUUUUUUUUUCUCUCUCUCUCAUGGGCAUACAAUGGGGCUUGCCCCGAUUUACCCACAUUUUAUUGCUAUGUUUAAAUAUUGGAAAGUUUAUUUAUAACGCAAGACCAAGCUCUUCGCUUGUAUGUAAAAAAAAAAAGCUGAGCACAUGUUGUCGUUAAUAUAUAAUUUAAAUAAAAAAAAAAAAAAACGUCAGUGAAUGCUACUACAAAUGGGCAGUGCUAACGCCAACAUACAGUUUAACGAAUAUAAAUUUAAUGACCUGGCGAUUAAUUUAAAUUUAGUCAUAAAUGAGACUUCGAAAUUUCAAAACACCCUUGGGCUUUCGAUUUUGGAAGAUUGGUCGUGGACAUAUCCAAGAGAGACACUUGUCAAGAGCUGGUCUGUAACCAGAUCGAUAUUAUUCUCGUGGUGAAACGUUAUGAAGGCAUCCUCUUUGUUUUAGUGAAUCGUCUCCAAUGACCAAAAAAUUGGCGACUACUUGGAUGUUCAGGUUAUUCACCGUCAAACUUACGAUCAGCACCAAAUGAAGCAAAUGUUCUCGAUUACAUUCAUAUUAUUCUAGAUUAAUUCAAAUACGCACGCAUUAGAACUAUUUUAUGCAGCACAUAUACUGGCAAAUAUAAUUUAUCAGCAGUACUUAUUGAUGUUGAUCCACUUCUAAUAAAACGUCUGAUCUGAUAUAAAAUCUCAAUUGAAAACAAAAAAGGAAAUAUUUGCUGCUUUUCCAAUCUUUUAUGAAACCAACCAAGUUGAGAUGACAUCAUAGUUUAAACCUAAUCUUGUACACUUUUUAACAACUUUAACAUUUGUACAAAAUACGGCUAAGCAGAUAAAAUGGCGUAUAUCUCGACGCAAUGCGUCUUGAGUUUUCAUCCUAGAUUAUGAUUUUUAUAAACAACUCGUAGACCAUUCGAAUCCUUAUAAAAUUACCUAGAAAGUGAAAAUAAAGACCGGAAUUAAAAUUUAUUCGCUUAAUUUAGAAAUGAGAAUGCCUUGCCCAGCUGGGUGAUUCAUCAACAGGUGAUGUUGAGUUUUUAUGAAAAUUAAAACUAGCUCAUAUCCAAGGUUUUUAUAUUUAAUUAUGUUCAACAUUCUCCACAAAAUUCACCCAUAGUUUUAGAUUUUUCUGCUCACCUUGAGUCUUCUGCCUUGAAACAAUUAAUACGCACUUUACGCAACCGUCUGAGUCAGACAUUAGCAAUUCCAUUAUAAAAUAUAACACCAUUCUCUGCUACAAGUUGCAUAUCCAGAUAGGACAUGUCAUACUAUACGUAAGGAGCUAAUUUUACCUUUAUUCGAACUUUCAUUAACUGUAUUAAGCUAGGUUCAAUACAUCAUUUUUGGCAGUAUUUGACAUUUUUCACUAACUUCUACUACUACAACCUUUUUUCCAAAAAUAAUACAUAGUUAGGUAGAUGUGGUCAAGGCGCAUCUACUGACAGUAUUGACUAGUUGGUUGAUGUCGGACCGAUUUUAGCCCUGCCAAAUGCUGUUGGCAGUAAUUUCGAAGGACGAAGUUGUGUUUCUUUAUCUAGGAUAAAGAAGUACAAUCGAGAGUCUGUUAUUUUUCUCCUUUGUUUUAUUUAAAGAAUUUGUAACUUUUUUCUUUUCUUUUUUUCUGAAUAAGCAUAAAACACUUUGAGAAUUAAAUUCAAGUAUGCGGAUAGUCUUUGCGGGCUUCACUCUAUUUAUUUUCUGUCUAGAUAUUACACAGAAGCUUUUUCUAAGCCAAUAUAUUCCAAAACCAAAUUGUUUUGGAAUAUGUGGUAUAACAGUUAAAAAAUCAUUAAAGUGUUGCAGCCUAAUAUUUGAAAGAUUUAAAAAUGUACCAGAAUCCAGAGCCACUAUCAAAUUUACGAAUGGUGAUCCUCACUUUAACCCAGAAGAAGCACUUUUGUUUCCACAUCAAUGUGCUGAUGUAUUAAAUGUCAAACCUGAUGAUAAAAUACGAUAUAAACAAGAAUUAACAUUAAUAUGGUUUGAAAAAGGCUUGGUUAUGCUAGAAAACAAUGAAUGGCAACAAUUAAAACAAACAUUACAAAGAUUAAAUAAUUAUCUUCUAUUUUAUAAUGAUUCACAACAACUUAUUGAUUAUAUUCAAACAGGUCAAACUGAACAUAUAUUGCUUAUCAUCAAUGGCGAAUGUGAUAAUGACUUGCUUGCAUUUAUCCAAGAAAAUUUUGUUGCUGAAGAAAUGAAAAAUAGUACUAAACAAAUAGACCUUGUAUUAGUUUUAACAUCAGUCAAUAAAAAAAAUGAAAGUUAUCCAAUGGAAGAUAAUGAAGAAGCUAAAUCAGAUAUGAUUAUGACAUGUAGAAAAUAUUAUGAAAAUAUUAACAGAGUAUCAGAUAUUAUACCAGUGAAUGAAAACAUCAUAGCUAGCCAAAUAAAACAAAUUAAUGAAUAUGAACAACAUUAUACGUCGGAUAAAGCCAUUCAAUGGUAUACAAAAGACUCAUUCGUUUAUAGACUCAUUAACAAAGCCCUUCGAACACAAAAUCUCGAUUUAUUAUACAUGAUGCGUUUUCAUAUACGUGAUCUAUCAAAGUGUUUAAGAACAAAACAUCAAGAAUUAUCUAAAUUAAUAGGUAACAAUGACACAGAUCAAUUCACUUUGUAUCGUGGACAAUGCGGUAUAAACAUUGCAGAACAAUAUGAAAAAAGUAUUAGAAAAAUAAUAACAACAAAUGGUUAUUUUUCAACAACAUCAUCAAUAAACGUAGCCAAAAUGUUUGGUGCUGUAGGGCAACAACUGUCAGCCUCGAAUCAUCAAUCUAUUUUGUUUGAAAUAAAUAUCAAUUUAAAGUCAAUAUUAUCAUCUAAAGUUACUGUAGCUGAUAUACAUUUAUCCAGUGAAAUAGGUGAAGAAGAUGAAUAUUUAUUUGAUUUAAAUGCAACAUUUAAAGUCGAAGAUGUUCAAAAAGAAUCAGAAAAUAAUAUUCCAUAUUUAAAAAUUAAAUUGAGUAUUGUUGAUGACAAAGGUGAAGAAUGUAUAACUAAUAAUAUCAAAUUACGACAAUCAUAUGAUGCUACAGGAUUUGCAAUGAAAUUUGAUGUUGCAUUUGAUGUUAAUGUAUUUGAUACUAUUAUUCGGCUUCUUAAUCUCUGUAAUCGUUUUCGAUUAUUUGAUCAUUAUAUGUUACAUAAAUCAACCUAUGUUGAAGCCGAUGAUGAACCAAUGAAUUAUUACUGUAUUGGUGUAAAAUUGUUUAAUCAAAUCAAUGGUGCAUCUGAUAAAGAGAUCUACGAGAACGUAUUAUUAUAUUUUACAUUGUCCUAUGAAAUGUUAUUGAAUGAUAAUCGUAUACAUGAUUCUUUAUGGCCCUUACGUGGUCUUGGUUAUAUUAAUUAUAAACUAGAUAAAUAUUUACAAUCUUAUGAUCAUUAUAAGAAUGCAUUAUCAAUAAUGAAAGAUGAUGAUUUUAAUGUGGCUACGUGUAACUAUUGCAUUGGUUUGAUUUUUGAUGAAAUGAAACAAUACGACGAAGCGUUAAAACAUUAUAAAAUUGUAUUAGAAAUGGAAGAUCGAACAUUUCCAAUAUUCGUUGCAGUUUAA
Messenger RNA from Didymodactylos carnosus, 4097 nucleotides. The record is from the annotation of a GenBank genome assembly. Lineage: Eukaryota; Metazoa; Rotifera; Eurotatoria; Philodinida; Philodinidae.